Messenger RNA from Fraxinus pennsylvanica, 786 nucleotides. The record is from the annotation of a GenBank genome assembly. Lineage: Eukaryota; Viridiplantae; Streptophyta; Magnoliopsida; Lamiales; Oleaceae.
AUGCAUUUUCUGGGAAAAUUUGUAGCUUUCUUUCUCUUCCUGAUAUGGGACUUGUGCUCAUCUGGAAACUUUGCAGUACAAGCUUGCACGUUCUAUGUGAGUAACAAAUGUCCAUUUCCUAUAUGGCCUGCUACUGCCCCAAACAGUGGCCAUCCAGUGAUAGCCAAAGGAGGAUUCUAUCUACCACCGGGAAACAUACGAAAAUUCCAGGCCCCGGGAGACUGGACUGGUCGCAUUUGGGCAAGGACGGGCUGCAGUUUCAACUCAGACUCAAAUCAUAAGCCUGCCUGUGAAACAGGCGAUUGCGAUGGACAACUCGAGUGCGAUGGAAUCAUAGGCCUUCCUCCGGCGACACUAGUUGAAUUUGCACUGCAGGUCGAUAAGAGCAAGCCAAGUUUCUACGAUGUUAGUAUAGUCGACGGCUAUAAUCUCCCAGUUUCCGUUGAUACAACGACGUUAUCGAGAAAAUGUCACAUCGGAGGGUGCUCGAAGAAUUUGAAAAGCAUGUGUCCAGAUGAGCUCCAAGUAGUGAAUGGUCAAAGAAAAGUUGUGGCUUGCAAGAGUGCUUGUUUGGCAUAUAAUCUUGAUUCAUUCUGUUGCAGGAAUGAAUAUGGCAGCCCAGAAAAGUGCAAACCUAGUUUGUAUUCGAAAUUGUUCAAGGAUGCUUGUCCCUCUUAUUCCAGUUAUGCCUUUGAAACACCAUCUCCAUUGGUUAAUUGUGUUUCUGAUGAGUAUGUUAUAACUUUCUGCCCAGAUAGAUGGGGCCGUGAACAUAUGUCCACUUAA